Messenger RNA from Topomyia yanbarensis, 3047 nucleotides. RefSeq names its product zinc finger Y-chromosomal protein-like. Gene Ontology annotation, cellular component: nucleus. Gene Ontology annotation, biological process: regulation of transcription by RNA polymerase II. The record is from RefSeq and is a predicted model, not a curated record. Lineage: Eukaryota; Metazoa; Arthropoda; Insecta; Diptera; Culicidae. Bases 136 to 2118 code for a protein of 660 amino acids. Gene Ontology annotation, molecular function: RNA polymerase II transcription regulatory region sequence-specific DNA binding; DNA-binding transcription factor activity, RNA polymerase II-specific. The transcript has 6 exons.
UUCGCGGCCGCCACUGCGAAUUGCUACUGUCAUAAUGUGUUGUUUGUUUACAUUCUUUCAUGAUUUUGUUCUAAACAGUGAUUUUUUCGUAAAUUAGUGAAAAACGCAUAUUCCCUGUAGACUACCUAGUCCACAAUGGAAUCAAAAUGUAAAUUCCGAUGUUGUGUUCCCCGGUGUACAUCGAAAUACUACCGCAAAGAGCGUAGAGACACACAUUUCUUUGGCCUUCCCAACCCUCAACGCCUUCAUGCUGUUCACACCAAAAGGCUAGCACAAAUGCGUUUGAAUGCCUGGAGAAAUGUAAUAUCUUCGACCGUUUCUACAAAAGCAAAAAUCUGCAAUAAGCACUUCGUUUCGGGUGCACCCUCGCCGCUAACAGAUACAGCGAAUGUCGAUUGGAUACCAAGUCUGUUCAUGACGAACGACGGAGUCGAUGGAUAUCGUGAAUCAUUGAUGUCCAAGCUGCACGAGGGAAUUCCAGUUUCGAUUUUGGACGAGGAUUCUGCACUAAAUUCGGAUAACAGUACUCAGAGUAGUACCGACAACGAAAUAGAAAAGGAACGUGAUCCGAUAGUAGAUACUUCUAGUAAACCUCUCAACAACGUUGAUGCCGCCAACGAUUCCAGCAGCUGUGAGGAACCUGACGAUGGCGAAGUUCAGCAGAUCGAGCAAGAAUCGAUACCGGACAGUACAGACUUAGGCCAAACUAUUUUGAUCGAUGAAAUUCAUUACAGUGCCGACGAUUCAAACGAACCUAACGAUCCAGCUGAUUCGGGUGGGGUAAAUCCGGAAAAUCAAGAAGCAUCUGAAGAAGUGUCGGAAAUUAAAGAAGAAGAAAUUGAAAUUCAGGCUUCAGAUUUCUCGUCGGGCCUUGAAGACCAGGCCAAGGAUCCAAUAGCUAGUGAACCAACUGAUGCAAACGAAGAUGAGACAGAAGUGAUAGACGAUGGAGAAAGUACCAAUUCCUCAGAGGAGACUCUGUCAGCCGAUGAAACUGCUCAACACAUUUCAGACCAUGCGUAUCAUCAGAAGCAGGCCGAAACAAAGAAGCUCAAAGUUGCAAAGCGCAACAUUGCAAAGCUCAACGUUGCAAAGUCCAAGGAACGCAUUCAUGACCAAAAACAAGUGCUACCACAAAACAUACAGGGACUUCUCCGUACACAUAAAUCCCUACAUCUGUGCUUGGAAUGUGGCGAACGAUUUAAGUCGAUGUUUACAUAUCUGAAACAUCACAGCAAUCACACGCAUUCCAAAGAAAACUAUCUGAGCUGCCAAUACUGCGCCCAAAAGUUUCAGUUUGAAGCGGAUCGUCAAAACCACCUAAUGUGUCAUACCAAACUGGAAGCUUUCACGUGUUGCGUCUGCAAUUUUAAGGUCUACUCUGCUGGUCAGUAUUUCAAUCAUUUGGACAUACAUCGUUUACCGAAUAUCUAUUACAAGUGUAAGAUUUGUACGUUGAGAUUCUCCAGUUGCAAGCAACUCGAUGCGCAUUUGCUGGCCAUUCAUCCACUACAAAAUGUGAUCAACAAAAAUCUUGCUCGCACUGUGUACAUUUGCUUUCACUGUGGUUGGAUCGAGAAAACGUGGGGUGGCUUGACGCUUCACAUGCGCCAACAUUCGGGUCCCUUUCAAUGUCAGUACUGCUCGAGCACACUGGAUGACAGCGAAAAGUUUGCCAAGCACGCAUCAACCGUUCACAAUGAUCGAGGCGAACUGACCUACUAUCGGUGUACGAAUGCGUCCUGUACGAAGGAAUUUGUCUCAUUACGGAAACUACAAAUGCACGAAUCUGACUGCUUACCGCAAGGUGGUGAGUACCAGUGUGAAAUUUGUUUACAAAACUACCGCGAAUUGGAUCACUUAGCUAGCCACAUCCGACUGCACGAGAUUCUGUCCAACGAGGCGCAAAACAAAUCGUGUACGGAAUGUCGAUUUGAAACCAUCAGCCCAGCUGCCUAUGCACAGCACAUGGUCGAAAUCCAUGGCUUCCGGGAUACGGUUGCUGCGCUGGAGAAGUAUUAUCUGCGAGCCUCGAAUAUGUUGGAUUUACCCUAUGGCGGCGUGGCAGCCGCUAGUAUGAAGGCUGCUUCCGAUAAGAAUAAGAAGCAGAAAAAGUAGCGACUCAAGGUAAUCUCUAAGAUGUUUCACGGUUUACGGAAAUAGUAUCCGUAAAAUAUAUAAGCAACUGUUGUUUUAAGGAAGAACUGGAGAAAUUAAGAGAUUAUUCAGAAAGAAAUUCAAAUGUCUUAUCGUCGUCAGAUGACCAAGGUGUGCUGUUCCAACUUAGAUGACAACAAGGCAUUACCUAGUUGAACCUCGUUUUCUUUACGAUCGGAUUUUUAAUGUGUGAGACGGUUCGCACAAAAAAGCUAAGCGAUGCGAUAGACAUACCGACUGUAGUUGACAAUAACCGUGAAAUUUAAACGCCUGCUGCAUGCCCAUCUUAAGGAAUCAGAAUAUAUUGUCUCAAAUGGCACGCUCAUCGUGUGUAGUUGGUGAUUUGUGUUUUGCCCGUCCUUUCAUUAUUUGCCUUAUGGAGAAAAGGAGAAGGAUGAGGGAGGAAGUAGAAUUGGAAGUGUGAGAAAAAUUACAACACAAAAACAAACAGCAGCAAACCAAAAUCUAUACGGACUAGCACAUACGAACAGUUAGGCUUUGUAGGUUCUCAUCUUGACAGAGUCUAGAUGUGCGGAUGAACGUCUGCCAGGGUGUGGGCUGAGAAAUAACAAUGACACUGUACGAGAUGGCGCUGGGCCUAUGGCCUUCAACUGGCAUGGUCCAUUCUCAUUAAUUCGGAAGUCUUCUUGGCUGGUUGGUAGAUAUGUGCUCCUACUUGCAAGUUGAUCAAUUCGCUUGGGUGGGGGACAUGUGGAUCCUACUAGUUGUCGACUCUUUCGAUCGUGAGUACGAGGCUAGUUCAGGAAAGGAGUGCAGGACUGGCACCUAAGAGGUAGUCAAUUAUUCAGGACUUGUUCUUAUGAUUAUUAAAUUCGACCAAGCACACCGGCUCUCAGAAAUGAUAAGCAACCCUUUCGGGUCGGUGUGGU